Molecule: messenger RNA, 1506 nt
Organism: Temnothorax curvispinosus
Lineage: Eukaryota; Metazoa; Arthropoda; Insecta; Hymenoptera; Formicidae
Product: cytochrome P450 6a2-like
Exons: 1
Coding region: 1-1506 (501 amino acids)
Molecular function (GO): iron ion binding; oxidoreductase activity, acting on paired donors, with incorporation or reduction of molecular oxygen; heme binding
Source: RefSeq, a predicted model, not a curated record
AUGACCGUUGUGCUGGUGUCUUUAAUUCUCGGAGCGCUUAUAGCCCUCUAUUUCUACUUGACGCGAAAUUACAAAUACUGGCAAAACCGUGGUGUUCCGUGCAUGGAUGGACCCUUGCCGGGGUUCGGACACAUGCUGUCGGUAAUCUGCAUGAAGACAAACCUCGGCGAUUUCUGUUACAAUAUCUACAAAAAUAACAAGGGUCGCAGCAUGAUCGGGAUUUACCAGCUUACGUCGCCGUCGUUGAUGAUUAUCGAGCCGGAGUUAGUGAAAACGGUGCUGAAAACUAAUUUCUCCAGUUUCUUUGAGAACACCAUCAAUAUUGACUAUGAAGUGGAUCCGCUCGCGUCAUAUCAUCCCUUCGUUCUUUCCGGCGAGAAGUGGCAAAACAGCAGAAAACGCUUGACCUGGGCAUUUUCCAAUACGCGACUGAAGAUCCUGCUAAAAAGCGUCAAACAGGUGUGCGCGACGUUAGAGAAAUAUAUCGAUGGAAAGCUGAGCAACGUCACGAAGACGGAGUUUGAACUAAAAUCCUUGUUCUCCAGAUACACCGCUCAAGUAGUAGCCGCCGCUGGUUUCGGCGUAGAUGGACACUGCUUCGAUGACGAGAAAAAAGAGAUGUCUUUCCGAGAAAUCGGAGAAUCUAUUUUUGAACCGUCCACACGAAAUAAAAUUAUGUUCGCUCUCGUGUUCCUUAUUCCAUCGUUAAACAAAAUCAUUAAAAUGAGAGUCAUUUCAAAGCGCGUCGAACAUUUCUUCAGGACGUUGGUUGCAGAUCUCAUGGAGCAAAGGAGAAGGGAUGGAAUACCCAGGGCUGAUUUUCUCCAUUUAAUGGCCGAACGGGAACGGGCGGAGGGCGAUAAAUUCGACACUGAAAUGCUCACGGGACAAGCGAUGUCGUUCUUCAUCGGUGGCUACGAGACCUCCACUGUUAUGAGUUUCAUCGGCUUCCAUCUGGCCAGUCAUCCUAAAAUACAGGAGAAAUUACGCGAAGAGGUGGUGACCGUGCUUGACAGAUACGACGGUGAAAUCACUUAUGAAGGUUUAAAGGAGAUGACAUACAUGGACCAAGUUUUCAACGAAUCGAUGAGAAUAGUACCUGCAGGAGUACUUAUGAAGAAACGAUGCACGCAGGAAACCGAAUUGAAAGGCUCGGAUGGAGUUGUCUGUCGCGUGCAAACCGGAACGGAGGUCCUGAUACCGGUUCAAGCUUUGCAAAACGAUCCGCAAUACUGGGAAAAUCCUGAUGAGUACAAUCCUGAAAGAUUCAACCCGGACAGAAAACGCAGCAUCGAGACAUUCGCCUUUCUUCCCUUUAGCGAAGGUCCGCGAUUUUGCGUGGGGAUGAGAAUGGCUCAGCUACAGAUGAAGGCAGGUCUGGCUAUAAUUCUGAGAAAAUAUAGCAUGGAACUAUCCCCGAGGACGCAAAUACCUUUAAAGAUGAUUCCUGGAGCCAUUUUAUCAACACCAAAAGGUGGUCUGUGGAUUUAUUUUCGGCAUCUUUAA